Anguilla rostrata (American eel) is the source of this 3023-nucleotide messenger RNA. RefSeq names its product abhydrolase domain containing 17C, depalmitoylase (gene abhd17c). Gene Ontology annotation, cellular component: plasma membrane; endosome membrane. The transcript is spliced from 3 exons. Lineage: Eukaryota; Metazoa; Chordata; Actinopteri; Anguilliformes; Anguillidae. Gene Ontology annotation, molecular function: palmitoyl-(protein) hydrolase activity. Gene Ontology annotation, biological process: regulation of postsynapse organization; protein depalmitoylation. The coding region runs from base 338 to 1222 and encodes 294 amino acids. The record is from RefSeq and is a predicted model, not a curated record.
UGUGCCGUCUAACCCGGAAGCUUUACCGAAUAGUUGGCUUCUGAAAAAGACAUGGCAGCCUGCUUUGUGUUAGCCAUUCAAUAUAGGCUUUAGUCUUCCUUUAUUCUGAAUAAUAUUUGUAGAAAAUAAAUACCAGUUUAUAUGAUUUGCGCACAAGACUUUUCUUAACUAUGAUGUCGACGGCCGUUUGUGUUUUUUUACUCUACAAUAAGAAGGAAUAGUCAGUUAGUCGUCGUUUUAUCGUUUGCGUUUGUCAUACAUUGUUGCUAGCUAGCUUUGCUGCUAUUGAAAAGGGAAGGGAUUAGCUAGCUAGUUAGCUGUAUUAUACUGAGCCUCAAUGCCCGAGCAAGGCCCUAGGAUGAAUGGUUUCUCCAUCGGCGAGCUAUGUUGGCUAUUUUGUUGCCCGCCCUGCCCUAGUCGCAUCGCCGCUAAGCUCGCCUUUCUCCCACCGGAGCCCACAUACACGGUGCAGAACCAUACAGACGGGACCUGUAGCCUUCAUUUGAACGAGCGUGCAGACUGGCAGUACUCUCAGCGUGAACUGGAUGCGGUCGAGGUGUUUUAUACCAGAACAAGCCGAGGGAAUCGUGUCGGGUGCAUGUUUGUGCGCUGCGCCCCAAACAGCCGGUAUACCUUGUUGUUUUCCCACGGGAAUGCAGUGGACCUAGGCCAGAUGUGCAGCUUCUACAUCGGUCUGGGCUCUAGGAUCAACUGCAACGUCUUCUCUUACGAUUAUUCGGGUUACGGGGUCAGCACCGGGAAACCAUCGGAAAAGAAUCUGUAUGCUGAUAUUGAAGCAGCCUGGCAAGUCCUUAGGACGAAGUACGGCGUGACGCCGGAGAACGUGAUCCUGUACGGGCAGAGCAUCGGCACGGUGCCCACGGUGGACCUGGCGGCCCGCUACGAGUGCGCCGCCGUCAUCCUGCACUCCCCCCUCAUGUCUGGCCUCAGGGUGGCCUUUCCAGACACCAGGAAAACCUACUGCUUCGACGCCUUCCCCAGUAUCGACAAGGUGUCCAAGGUGGCGUCGCCGGUGCUGGUGAUCCACGGGACGGAGGACGAGGUGAUCGACUUCUCCCACGGCCUGGCCAUGUACGAGCGCUGCCCCCGCCCCGUGGAGCCGCUGUGGGUGGAGGGCGCCGGGCACAACGACAUCGAGCUCUACGCCCAGUACCUGGAGAGGCUAAAGCAGUUCAUCUCCCUCGAGCUGCCCAACUCCUGAAGCGGGCGCUCGGACCCAGGGACGAGGGAGAGGUCGUGACGGAGGAAAGGCCAAGGAGCACGUAUGUGGGACAGGUCCCCUUUGAUCCGGAGCCGGGGGACCUAACCCCUAUUUGCACUUUGCUUUUGAAUCUAGAUUCUUCUCAGCCUACGUGUCUAUGAUAUUGUUACCGACCGCGAUGUAAGCCAAAACCACGGCUCGGGGAGGACCUAGGGGUUUUAAAUGUGAUUGCAUUCUUUUGUACUUGAUGACAAAAAUGUUUUUGCACCUCAGAUAAUUAUUAGGUUUUUUUUUUUGUUGUUGUUGUCGUCGUCUUUUGUUUGUAUUGUUUUAUUUUGCUGGUUCAGGUCCUUGAAGGUAAUUAAAACGACUUGAAUUUCUGGUGCGGUUGUUUGGAAGUAAUCACUAUUUUUAUGUUCUGUUGUUAAUGAACCUUUUUUUUUUGUUAUUGCUGUCGUUUGGUUUGUACAUUUUGAUUAUCCUUUUUUUGCAUUCCACGAUCUGAACUGUGGAGUCUUAUCAGGCCAGUGCUUCUGGUGGAACCGCAAACCACUCUAACCCAGGCAGGUUACAGACCCAGGGAACACUCCUUAAUGUACAAAGCCCUUACCUGUCAUAUUGUAUACUGUAAAAUGUUGUGCUUUUAGUACAUUUCCACAUAAUUAAUUUAACACUAAAAUGUACUGUACAGGACAUGUUACGGGAAAUGAGGAACGGAAUGAUUUUUUUGGAGCAUGGUGCUUUUCUGUGUUUUGAAGUGAGUAGAGUUAGAGUCCCUGCAUAUAUGCGUCUGCCCAGAUGGUCUCAUCAAGCAGUGACAGGGGGGAAGGGAGGGGAACCUAAACAAUGUGUAAAUUUAUGCUUUAAAGUUAAAUACAGACACUACGGGAAAAGGCCUUACGUCUUUUUGAUACCUUGUUGCGACAUUCCUUUCAGGUGUAGAAGGCGUGGAAUCGCCACGGUUCACGAAGGUGCUGCGAGCCGCUGCUCUUUUGUUAGCAAAAAAAAAAAAUCACUGUGAAUCUGAACUGGAUCGUACUGUUGCUAGAACAUUGAACUGCAUUUCAUCGCUACAUGGGAUACAGGCCUGUCAAACCGGGACAUUUCUCACCUGCUUUUUUGAUAGAUCUCUGCAGCCAAUGGGUAUUUGCUCUCGCCCCGACAAAUUCAUUUCAUUUUCUGUCACCGCGUACCGCAAACAGUCGUGUCCUUAUCUGAGAAGAUAUCCCCCUUACCGUUUUAUCCGAAGCGAGAAAAUAUGCAAUUGAUUGGAGUUUUGCGCAUACAGUAAAAUAAAUUUAUGAAAAAUAUUCAUGCUUGAUGCCAAAUUUAAUUUGUUUUCCCCAUUAUAUUGAAAUAUAUUUAAGGAGGCUUAUUGUGAAAAUUGCACCUGUAGUACAGCUACAUACAAUAAGAUUUCCUUGCAUAAAAAUGUUUCACCAUCUAAAAUCAUCAUUUUCUGUAUUAAUAUGUUUUAACCAGAUUUGUUCAAUGGUGAUUCAGUUAAUGACAUAUCUUUCUGAAAAAUGUUGGGGCCGGUGUAAAGGCUUGUCGCUGCAGCAUUAAUUUCAUUUGAAGGAUUUUGCAAUAUAUCCAGCAGCUUUUUCCAUUCACGGUGUUGCAGUACGGAGACGUCGGGAGACAUUCCUCGUAGCAUUAAUGAAUGGCUUUUCUUUUUCAGGGUCUGUCCUCCUUUUCUGAAAACUGUAGAAUUCCUGGCCCUUGUUUUUGGAACAAAAGGGCUCCUCUCUGGUGUUUGUAGCUUAAACUAUAAAUUUUUUUUUCUUUUUUUUUAAUUUUU